Mangifera indica (mango) is the source of this 1827-nucleotide messenger RNA. Its product is annotated as adenosylhomocysteinase 1. Gene Ontology annotation, biological process: L-methionine cycle. The transcript has 2 exons. The record is from RefSeq and is a predicted model, not a curated record. The coding region runs from base 72 to 1529 and encodes 485 amino acids. Gene Ontology annotation, cellular component: cytosol. Gene Ontology annotation, molecular function: adenosylhomocysteinase activity. Lineage: Eukaryota; Viridiplantae; Streptophyta; Magnoliopsida; Sapindales; Anacardiaceae.
CACUUAGCCUUCGCUCACAACUCUCUCAUCAUUUUCAUUUCUCAGAGAGAAGCAGAGAUCCAAUCUGCAAAAUGGCUCUGCUCGUCGAGAAAACGACCUCCGGCCGCGAGUACAAGGUCAAAGACAUGUCUCAGGCCGACUUCGGACGUCUCGAGAUCGAGUUGGCUGAAGUCGAAAUGCCUGGUCUCAUGGCUUGCCGUACAGAGUUCGGCCCUUCUCAGCCCUUCAACGGUGCGAAAAUCACCGGCUCCCUGCACAUGACCAUUCAAACCGCCGUUCUUAUCGAGACUUUGACGGCUCUCGGCGCCAAGGUCCGUUGGUGCUCUUGCAACAUUUUCUCGACUCAAGAUCACGCGGCCGCCGCAAUUGCACGUGACUCCGCAUCCGUUUUCGCCUGGAAGGGUGAGACUCUUCAGGAGUACUGGUGGUGUACCGAGAGGGCUUUGGACUGGGGUCCCGGUGGUGGCCCAGAUCUGAUUGUGGACGACGGUGGUGAUGCCACGUUGUUGAUUCACGAGGGAGUUAAGGCUGAGGAGAUUUAUGAGAAAACAGGCAAGUUUCCGGAUCCAGCCUCUACUGAUAACGCUGAGUUUCAGAUUGUUUUGACCAUUAUUAGAGAUGGAUUAAAGGUCGAUCCCAAGAAGUAUCAUAAAAUGAAGGAGAGAUUGGUUGGAGUUUCUGAGGAGACCACCACUGGUGUUAAGAGAUUGUACCAGAUGCAGGCUAAUGGAACCUUGUUGUUCCCUGCCAUCAAUGUUAAUGACUCUGUCACUAAGAGCAAGUUCGAUAACUUGUAUGGAUGCCGCCACUCACUCCCUGAUGGUCUGAUGAGGGCCACUGAUGUCAUGAUUGCUGGCAAGGUUGCCGUUGUUUGUGGUUAUGGUGAUGUGGGCAAGGGCUGUGCUGCUGCUUUGAAGCAAGCUGGAGCACGUGUUAUUGUCACUGAGAUCGAUCCCAUCUGUGCUCUCCAAGCUCUUAUGGAGGGACUCCAGGUCCUUACUCUUGAGGAUGUUGUCUCUGAAGCUGACAUCUUUGUCACCACCACCGGAAACAAGGACAUUAUCAUGGUUGACCACAUGAAGAAGAUGAAGAACAAUGCCAUUGUUUGCAACAUUGGUCACUUUGAUAAUGAAAUUGACAUGCUUGGACUUGAGGCCUACCCUGGUGUCAAUCGCAUCACCAUCAAGCCUCAAACAGAUAGGUGGGUCUUCCCUGAAACCAACUCAGGCAUCAUUGUUUUGGCUGAGGGUCGUCUCAUGAACUUGGGAUGUGCUACCGGCCACCCCAGCUUUGUGAUGUCAUGUUCCUUCACCAACCAGGUGAUUGCCCAGCUUGAGCUCUGGAAUGAGAAGAGCACUGGCAAAUAUGAGAAGAAGGUGUAUGUUUUACCCAAGCACCUGGAUGAGAAGGUGGCUGCUCUUCACCUUGGUAAGCUUGGAGCCAAGCUCACCAAGCUCACUAAGGACCAGGCUGACUACAUUAAUGUGCCAGUUGAGGGUCCCUACAAGCCUCCUCACUACAGGUACUAAUGAGAGUAUGAGAAAAAUCUGGAACCGGCUGAUUGUUUGUUCUUACAAUUUAAAGGUCAUUUGUGAUAGAAUAUUAGGUUUUGAUAUGUAUUUUGGGUAGGAGUUUUGUGUUGGUGGUGGGAAAGUAGAGGGGAAAGAAAUUGAAAGGUCUCAGAUGAAGACCAAAUGGGUUUGAAUAAGGCUUUGGAUGGGGCUGUGUGGAAUAUUUUUUAAUAGAAGAUGCAGUUUCAGUUCUGCUGGUUUGCGGCAUCUUUAUCAUCUUGUUAUUUGCCAAAUGAAAACAAAGUAUUUGCCUUCA